CAGUGCCUUUUGUUUUAAGUGGUCUUCGUCUAGUGCGUGCUCCAAAGUACUGUCACAUUUUAGAACAAAUACCAAAGAAGGAGUUGAGUUAGGUGCCCAGAAGUGUAUGGAGGUGAAGUAACUUGCCCACUGAUUAAUAAAUAUGAUGACCCAAUGUGAGACAUUUUCCUGUUGUAGCCUGGAGCCUAAGGGAAAAUAGUGAUGUUCCUAAAUGAUAACAAAUGAAGUUUAUUGAACAACUGAAGGGCUUUCCCUGUGUGUGCCUCUUUUUAUCUAGGGAAGCUGCCUUUUUGUGCCAUGGGUGUGAGCUCUGUUAUCCAUACAAAGAAUCCUCAUGUUCCAACCACGCACUUCAACUACAGAUACUUUGAAAUUGAAGAACCAGAUGGAAAUAAAGAGUGGUGGUUUGGUGGCGGGAUUGACCUCACUCCAACUUACCUGAAUGAAGAGGACGCCGUUCAUUUUCACAAGACUCUGAAAGAAGCCUGUGACAAGCAUGAUCUGAAGCUGUACCCCAAGUACAAGAAAUGGUGUGAUGACUACUUCUAUAUCAAGCACCGUGGCGAGCGAAGAGGGAUUGGAGGCAUAUUCUUUGAUGAUAUGGACUCCCCCUCCAAGGAGGAGGUGUUCCAGUUUGUAAAGAGUUGUGCCAAAGCUGUUGUGCCUUCUUACAUUCCCAUUGUGAAGAAGCACUGCCAUGACCCCUUCACCCCAGAGGAGAAGCUAUGGCAACAGCUUCGGAGAGGACGAUAUAUAGAGUUCAACUUGGUUUAUGACAGAGGUACUAAGUUUGGCCUCCUGACACCAGGAUCAAGAAUCGAAAGCAUUCUUAUGUCUCUGCCACUGACUGCAAGGUGGGAGUACAUGCACGACCCACCCGAGAACUCCAAAGAAGCAGAAAUCUUGGAGGUUCUGCGGAAUCCCAAAGACUGGGUGCACUGACACGGGUCCUGAAGAAGAUGGAUUGCUUCCACUGAGCUGUUCUGAGCGAACAGGAACGCCUGCAAACCAGCCCAUUCAAACUGCUGUGGCGUGGUGUUUCAGUGUGUCCAUUUAUACUCUUACCUCGUGCCUUAAUUAUGCUGUAGACUUGUUAGAACUUGCAAAUGCGUUAACUCCUUCUUUUAGAUUGAUGGGCUAACAUUGUCACCCGUCAUUGUUGCCUUGUGAAGGACUGGUGAAGGCCUGACAGGGCUACUCUGCAUGCUUUAGAUGACUGCAAAAUGGCAAACUGCUGUGAUAUGUUCAGGGAAAUGAAGGCAUUAUCUGUGCCUAAAUGGCACUGCUUACCCUUAUGGAAUGUUGGGAUGCUUAAAAACUUUUUUAAAAAGAAUAAAGAGAAUU
Molecule: messenger RNA, 1344 nt
Organism: Prinia subflava (tawny-flanked prinia)
Lineage: Eukaryota; Metazoa; Chordata; Aves; Passeriformes; Cisticolidae
Product: oxygen-dependent coproporphyrinogen-III oxidase, mitochondrial-like
Exons: 5
Coding region: 298-942 (214 amino acids)
Cellular component (GO): cytoplasm
Molecular function (GO): coproporphyrinogen oxidase activity
Source: RefSeq, a predicted model, not a curated record